Molecule: messenger RNA, 3859 nt
Organism: Felis catus (domestic cat)
Lineage: Eukaryota; Metazoa; Chordata; Mammalia; Carnivora; Felidae
Exons: 2
Coding region: 240-1469 (409 amino acids)
Biological process (GO): inflammatory response; toll-like receptor signaling pathway; immune response
Cellular component (GO): membrane
Molecular function (GO): transmembrane signaling receptor activity
Source: RefSeq, a predicted model, not a curated record
CCCCCCCCAGCAGGGCCCUGCCCAGCUUGGUCCGUGGCAGGAGCUGACCUCUCAGACCAGACCAGCCCAGCCCCAAACUGGAACUCCGGGGUGGGGGCAGAGGUCCCGUGGUCACGAUGCUCUGAGACCCCAGGGAUCCGCGGGAACCCCCCCGCCCAUGGCGCUGAACCGCCUGAGGGUGGUUUUCUGUUCCGGAGACCAGAGGCAGAUUCCCAGGGCUGGAUUCCCAGGUGGUGCCCAUGGAGUCUGGCCCUGGGGAGGGAGGCGUGGCUCUGGCCAUCCCCCCCCUGAGGCCCAGUGAGAAGUUCCACCUGUUCGUGAGCUACAGCAGCGUGGACGCCACCUGGACCCACGGGCUCAUCAGCCGCCUGGAGGCGGACCUCGCGGGGCUGAAGGUCUGCCUGCACGAGCGGGACUUCACCCCCGGGAGGAAUGUGCUGGAGAACAUGGCGGAGUGUAUCCAGCAGAGCCAGAAGGUGCUGCUGGUGCUGAGCCAGGACUUCGUGCAGAGCCGGUGGUGCCUCCUGGAGGCCGACCUGUCGCUCUUCGGCUCCUGCCUGGAGAGGAAGCCGGUCAUCCCGGUCCUGCUGAGGCCCUGCCAGGUCCCGCUGCACCUCAGCCACCUGACGUACCUGGAGGCGGCAGACAGCCACUUCUACCGCAAAGUGGUGCAGCUCCUGCUCAUGCCCAACCACUGCCUGGCCCGCUCCCUGCCCGCCUGGCGCCCCGCCGCCUCCCUGUACAGCGGGAAGAGCCUCCUGACCCUGAACUGCGUCAACAGGGACAGUCUGCCCUCGUGGAAGGUGGGCACCUUCAGCACCCUGGGCGUCCCCGACCCCCUGAAGGAGGUGCUGGAGGACCCCGAGGUGUACAAGCGAGCCGUGGGCAUCCUCAACGGGGUGCGGUCCCCCAGGUCCUGCCUCCGCUACCUGGGCUGCAGGGUCACGCUGGCCGUCUUCCUGUUUCUCGUGGCCUUGGCCCUGCUCUCCCUGCCCCUGAUCAUGGGCCUCCUGGAAAACACCCCAGCUCAGCGCUUCUUCCUCAUCGCUGCCAACAUAUUUUUCUGCCCCCUCUUCUUCGUGUUAGGAGUUAACACCCUGUGCUGGUUCAGGAGGUUCUCCAAGAAGAUGAUGCAGGAACUGGUGCUCAGGGUGGGGGAGGCCAACCUCCUGCUGGCGCCCCACUCGCUGCUGAUGGGCUGCGACACCAUGAACAAGCUGCACUUCGUGUACGUGCUGCUGGGCGACUGCAGGCGGGUCUUCCUGGAGGCGGCGGAGGGCGAGGCCCUGUUCCGGGAGGCCCUGCUGCGCUUCUCCUGCAGCUACGCCUGCUGCGUGGCGCACGCGUACUUCCCCGCCUGCGACGAGGCGCACAGAGCCCGCGGCCACCUCGAGCUGGGCCUGUGCUUCUGCCAGUUCGUGUCCUUGCAGCUGCAGACGCGCCAGGGGCGUGAGGUUAACCCCGUGUGACGCCAGCGCCCUCCGUCGGACGUCUGGCCGCCCCUCAGCUGGCCCUGCGGACCAGGCCUCAAUGAGGUGCGUAGGGGACCCUCCCCUGUGGCCAAGACCUUCGCCCGCAGGCCCCACGCCAGCCCGAGGACCCCGCAGCCUGCUCUGAAGGCAGAUAGGGGCUGGGGAGAGCGGCAGGCUGGCCUGUGACCCCAGGUGUCCUCAGGACGUGGCCUGCUCCUCCGAGGACAUGCUCACUGCCUCUCUCUGGAUGGCUCGUUGGCGUCCAGGGGCCAGGACAGAACCCGCGGGCUCGUUGUGGCCCCGCCCUGAGCAGCCCUUCCAGGCACCUGGCCCUCAGACUGGAGCGUGGAGGGAGGCCAGGCCAGCCUCCAGGACUGGGGGCCGUCCGCCCUUCACCGCCAGGGCGACACACACACACACAUAGACACCCCCCCCCCCCACUGUCUACCCCGAGGGCCUGUGGGGCCGCCGCCAUCCUCGGCUGGAAGCCAGGAGGCCUCCGUUCCUCCUCAGCGUGGACACCCAUCAGACCUGGGGCCGCAGCGCCACCUGCUGGUGCCGUGUCCUCCAUCCGGAGAUCAGUGCCUGGCGCAGACGAUCUUCCUCCCGAGAAUGAGAGGCCUCCGCAGUCAGGAACCUGAAAAAUGUGUACUGGUUCUGGAUAUGGGGACACAACAGCUAGUGUCCUGGCCAAGCUGCACAUCCGCCCUGUGACCACCUUGUGUCAGCCCUGUGUCCGUCCGCCCUGUACCUGCCCCUGUGUCUGCCCACCCUGUGUCCACCCCAGCAGUGAGACCUUUGCACCUCACGCCCGCGCCUCUGUGAGCCCCAGUCAGGGUCUGCAGACCCUCGGCCCCAGCAGCACACCAGGGCAGGUCUUCAGACAAGAGGAGUGGCCCCGGGGCACUGCCUCAGCUCCUCUGUCUGUAAAAGAGCAGCUGGCAGGUGAUGACAGAUUUGAAGUUGGCGCUGGGUGUUCCCGGCAGCCCUGGGGAACCCUCCGCCCGCGGCCAGGUGCUGCUCCGGUUUGCAGCCUCACAUCCAUCUUGUGUGACCAGUGGCCCUCGGGGCCUGAUGCCACCCCUUGUCUCUCCCAUGAGCGCAGGCCCCAGACCACAGCCACCAGACGACAAGCAAAUGAAGUCCCGGCUCUGACUCCCUAGCAGCCCUUACAGCCAACAGUGUGCCUGCCUCCCAAGACCUCCUCUUACGCACCCCUUAGAGCAGACCCCCGCCCUGCACCAUGGAUCCUACCAAAACCCCGCUCUUUGGGUUUGAAUGAACCAAUGUGGUCCUAGCUCAGGAACCCAAAGCACUCCACCCAGAGACCCUGGCAGAGGCCGGAGUCUCAGAUCCCUGUCUACACCCUGCCUUGACGUGGUCUCUCCAGGCGCGCGCGUGCACUUCCUCCAGGACUUGUGAGCAACCGACUUCUCUAUUUCAACCUGUCUUGUGCAAGAACAGCAGGUCUUGUGAUCUGUUGAAGUACAGCUCACCACCCAGCAGCCUGCACACACUGAACACGUGUUAACUGGACACAGAGGCUGGACUGCUCACCUGUGUCCCGAGGCCAGGGCUGCACGGGGAGGGUCCCCCUUGAGAGGAGCAGAAAAGGGAGGGGCUCUGGUCACGGGGACAGUGUAAGCAAAGGCACAAGGCAGGACCCCAGGUCACAGGAGAAACUACCAAGUAGGGGAUGGUCCUGUGAACCCCAGGGCUCGCUGGGUGGCUUUGGGCGCUGGAACUUUCUUGGGGGCAGUGCUUGGCAUCAGGAUCCGUUCCAAGGGGUCCCAGCACCUUGACGGACCUUGAGAGGCCUUCAGUCUUGGCCAUGUCCGAAGCAGGGGGCAUAGUCUGGGCCCCAGGCUGAGAAAGAGCCUCCCAGGAGCAGCCCCACAGAUGCAGCAUAGGGUGAGGACACAACAGGCCCAUCCAUACCCACUCUGCCGCUCUGGGCACAGGUGGCCCCAUGAACACUGACGGGCCUACUCUAGGCCACAGCAGCUGCACCCGCUGUGGCUGUGGAUCCGCUCGAUGCCUAGAACGUGGCUGUGCCAGCAGGUGCACGAAUGCUUCAUGGAGCUAGGUGACCAGCCAGGCCUUUUGGGACCUGGACUCCCGGCUGCAGCACAGAAACCCUGGGGGACAGUGGCUGGGGGCCUGUGGGCUGAGGCCUAGCCGUGUGCACGGGUGCCCACAUGUACACACAGCCCCUCCACUCCUCGGGCAAACCAUGUGCUGACAGUGUAUUCCUACCCCCACGGUGCUGUGCGGCCCAGAGACAGCAGAAGGACAAAAAGAGAUGCCUGUCCCUUCAAAAGGCCAUGAUAUUUCAAGUCAUGAAACACCACGUUUGUGAGCACAAUAAAGAGAAAGGUUUAAAUUAA